UCUAUCCAUCAUUCAAUCUGUGAUGGUGCGCGACCACAGGUGUAUUCAUGGGAAAAUAAACACCUUAUCACCUCUUCUUCACAUGUGAUUCUUUGAUUUUGAAUUUAAAAUAGGAAUCGAAAGUUAUUUGGUGCUUUUUUUUGUUCAACAAAUAUCAACUUUUUUAUCCGAAUCUAAAACAUUGUGGAUUUUUUUUAAUGGAUAAUCAAAUCAACAUUGUGAUUUUUUCUUACAAUCAAAUGGAUAUUUUGUGAUAAGUGAAAGAAGAGAGUUGAAUGCAUAUUUUAUUAUAAAGUUUUACGAAAUAAUAUAUAUUUAUUGUACAGUAUUAAUAUACAAAAAUUUUCACUUUUGGAAACGUUAGGAAUUAACUGUUACGAAUUAUUAAAUAUAUAUAUUUAUAGAAAAGGAACCUAUUUCUGUGAUUAUUACCAAACCAUGGCUCUUUCAAUCGGUUUGUGAAGGAAACUUUAGUAAUGUACAACGGCGUGAGUUACCAUAACAACGACGAAGGCUGGGGUAUGGUGUAUCCCCAUUAUUAUAAGUAUGAUUCGUAUACGGAUGAAAAUCCCAUGAAAUCUGCAUGGGCUCCAUCUGAGGGUGGUGGAGGAGGCGGAGGAACUAGUGAUGAUAGUCUACCGCCGGCUAUGGAUGCUGACGAAGAUCCAGAAUCACCCAUGCCGGUCCAGGCCUCGAAAAGUGGCGGUCGGGCAUCGGGCGGUGGGAAGGCGGCUACGAAUGCAGCGUUGGAACAGAGGAUUCGUCGGCCCAUGAAUGCCUUUAUGGUAUGGGCGAAGAGCGAACGAAAACGACUCGCUGAUGAAAACCCCGAUAUGCACAACGCUGAUCUCAGUAAACUUCUUGGUAAAAGAUGGCGAAGUUUAACUCCAGCUGAAAGACAACCCUAUGUUCAAGAAGCAGAGCGUCUCCGACAGCAACACCAAAAAGAUUAUCCUCACUACAAAUAUCGACCUCGCAGAAGAAAGAGUACUAAACGAGCAACAACAGCGCCACCUACUAAGGGAGCACAAAACUCAUCAGCUUCACAAGCAGCUGGAAGUACGGGUACACCAUCACCCAGGUCCAUGUAUCCCAAUGGCUACAAUUCUUCUUACGAAUCUCCAAUGGUGUACACUCCUCAGCAGACUACUAAUAUAAACCUCAACACUAUGGGUAGAAUCGGAUUUCAAAAUCAGUCACCCAACUGCGACUUUUUUGGUGUUCAAACACCAGAAUGUUCUCCAAACGGCAGUCCCGACAAUGAUGGAACUCUAGGAGGAAAAUUCAUAAAACGAGAAGCUUCUUUUGGUUUUGAGUACCCCCAAGAGAAAAAUCCCAACUCCCGAUUAGAAACUGUAAGAAGUUUACCAACACCGGAUAUGUCACCACCUCAAAAUGAACAAGAUUUGUGCAAUCGUUUGGCCAUGCAAAGAAAGGAAGUGAGUCAAGGGCGAGCCUCAAAUGACACCUUGAUCCAACUCAUGUCUCAGUUCGGUGGAACAUCAAACUACUUGAAAGACAUUCGACCCCCUUAUAGACUUCCUAUGAGACUAGCUACCUCUACACUCCAGGCUCUCUCUGCUGCUUCAAACAAUUCAGUUUACACCUUUUCUGAAUCUGGACAGCCCACCCUUGUGCAAUCAGUUUCUGGCGCUGAUAACCAGCGUCGUGAUUUUUAUCACUCCUCGUCUUCCAUGUCACCCACCCAUAGUCCAUCAACCUCGACAUCCGAUCGAAAUAGUCCUUUUCCAACUACUAGCCAUCUCUAUAGUGCCCUGAGCAGAUCACCAGGCUAUAAGCACUUAGGCUCAUACUCUUCCAAUGCUAUAGAUUCUAGAACAUUCUCAUCAGUUCCACAAAUUAAAGUUGAAGCUGAAGAAUAUAACUCCGAUCCUGAACAUCAGCUUCAGUUUAUGCCAACCUACGGAUCAUCUUCAUCAUACCCAAACAACCCACCAAAUUCCAGCUUUGGGUGCAACUACCCAACUCAGAACUCGACUGAUUCCUCCUUGAUCAUGAACAAAAAUACUCAACUUAGUGAUGGAACCAGUUACAACCCAAUAAAUUCAUCAGAUGCUUCAUUUACGGCCGAUAUCUUCGGAGAUAUCGAUGGGAGAGAAUUAGAUCGAUAUUUGACAGGAGUUACAACUUCCUUCCCUUCAUCCACCGAGUCAAACAGUGUUAUGUCGGGCGCUCCGAUUUCAUUACGUUCUCGUUUGCAACAAGGACUUAGAAAUGCGGACUAUGGUGGCCAAUUCCAGGAUUAUUCGAGACCUAUGUAUGGAAGUACCCUGACGGAUGCUCCUUCUAGACAAAAUAGCCUGCAUCUUGGAACUGAAGAAGAGGGUGAUACCAUGACUGAAGCUUUUGCCGCCCUACGAUCCAUUAUCAGUUAGCAAAAACCAAAGAUACAUAAAGAAACAGCAAUAAGUAUUUUUAUUAUUCUUGAAACUGUGAUUAAAUAGUUGUUGUCGAAUGUUGAUCAGUGCAAAGAGAACUUUAUAUGAACCUUAUCAUGAUUUUUUCUUCCAGAACUGUUAUAUUUAAAAAGCAAGGAUAUUGUUUUAAGUUCAACCAAAUACUUCCUAAGACAAUUUGAUUGAUAUUGUUGUAGAAAUGAUGAUUAUCAUUGAUUAAUUUCUUCAUUGACAAAGGAAAAAUUGGAAUUCUAGCUUAUUGUUGAUGUGUUUAACAUUGUUGUAAAUAUGCAACGUAAACCUGGUGAAUUCAUUGCAAUUGUACAUAUUAUAUCCAUUCCGUGAUAUUCAUUGUAAGUGCCUUGAUUCGUUAUAAUUUUAGUUUAUUUCUAAAAUGUUCAUCAAUGUGCUAUAGAACACUAUAUCACUUUUUGUUAAAAUGUAAUGAUCUUUAAAACAUAUAAUGUGCCUCAUAUAUACAAUUAUUCUGAAUGUUAAUAAUUAACCAGUUGCCUUAUAAAUGAAUGAUUUUUUACCACUACAAAUAAC
Molecule: messenger RNA, 2966 nt
Organism: Parasteatoda tepidariorum (common house spider)
Lineage: Eukaryota; Metazoa; Arthropoda; Arachnida; Araneae; Theridiidae
Biological process (GO): positive regulation of transcription by RNA polymerase II; cell differentiation
Cellular component (GO): nucleus
Molecular function (GO): DNA-binding transcription activator activity, RNA polymerase II-specific; RNA polymerase II cis-regulatory region sequence-specific DNA binding
Source: RefSeq, a predicted model, not a curated record